Messenger RNA from Protobothrops mucrosquamatus (brown spotted pit viper), 2490 nucleotides. Its product is annotated as vomeronasal type-2 receptor 26-like. Gene Ontology annotation, molecular function: G protein-coupled receptor activity. Gene Ontology annotation, biological process: G protein-coupled receptor signaling pathway. Lineage: Eukaryota; Metazoa; Chordata; Lepidosauria; Squamata; Viperidae. Bases 1 to 2490 code for a protein of 829 amino acids. The transcript is spliced from 6 exons. The record is from RefSeq and is a predicted model, not a curated record. Gene Ontology annotation, cellular component: membrane.
AUGGCUUACUCAAGAUGUGUCUUUUACUUUAGUAUAAUGCUGAAAAAAUAUCAGCACACCCUAGCCUUGGCAUUUGCAGUGAAUGAAAUCAAUGGAAACAGCAUGAUCUUACCCAAUAGAACUCUGGGAUUUCAUGUCUAUGAUAGCCACUUUGAUGCCCAGAUAACUUUUCAGAACACACUGAACCUGCUCUUUAAUCAGAAGCCAACUAUUCUCAACUACAACUGCAGCAAGAAGAUACCAGCAGCUGUCAUUGGGGGUACUGACUCGGAAACUUCCCUUCACAUAGCUACUAUCUUAGGGAUCUACAAGAUUCCUCAGGUCACCUAUUGUUUAUAUACUCCACCAGUGAAUGAUAUAAGCCACCCAUCUUUCUUAUAUCGCAUGGUACCAAAUGAAGCACAUCAGUAUACUGGGAUUGUCCAGCUGUUGCUUCAUUUUCAAUGGAAGUGGAUUGGGAUCAUGGCCAUGGAUGAUGAUAAAGGAGAAACGUUUGUGCAGACCUUGGAAAAAAGUUUUUCUGAUAAUGGAAUCUGUAUUGCCUUCACUGAACGAAUGCCACUCCAAAGCAACAUUUUAGAUGUUCUUGAUAAUUUCAAUGACAUCUUAAGACAGAUGGCCCUGUUGCUGAGUAAAGCAAAUGUCAAUGUUUGUGUUAUAAGUGCUGAUGCUCACAUGAUGUUAGAUUUGCAGAUAGUGCUCAAUCUUGCCAAAUCAGACAUGAUGCUGCCUGUUCAGAAGGUAUGGGUGAUGACAGCCCAUUGGGAUUUUUCAGUGGAGCCCUUUUUAAAUAAUUUAAAUAUGCAGAUCUUCCAUGGUGCCUUGUCCUUUGCAAGUCACACCUCUGAGAUGUCAGCAUUUCAGAAUUUCCUUCUCUUCCAGGACCCCUAUUCUCUUACCGAUCAUUUUAUCAGAGUCUUCUGGGAACAAGCAUUUAAAUGCUCAUUUCCAGCUUCUGCAAUAGACAUGAAGAACCAGGGAAGCUGCACUGGCAGUGAGAAACUAGAAAACCUCUCACACCCUUUUUUUGAAAUGAGCAUGACUAGUCAAAGCUACAGUGUUUAUAAUGCUGUUUAUGCUGUGGUGCACGCUUUGCAUACAUUAUAUUCAUCCAAAGAGAAAUAUGGAGCAGUGUUGGUUAGAGAUCAUCCAAGGACUUCUAAAAGACAAUAUUUUCAGGAUUCUCAUGCUAUAUAUAAUGCAUUACUGUGCAUUCCCAAAGGAGAUACAGUGAAGCUUUACCAUUUCCUAAGUCAAGUCUCCUUUAAUAACAGUGCCGGAGACAAGGUGUCUUUUGACAAGAAGGGUGAAUUGCUAGCUGGAUUUGACAUUAUCAACUGGGUUACUUUCUCUAACAAAUCCUUUGUGAAAGUAAAAGUGGGACAAAUGGAUCCUCAAGCACCCUCAGGCAGAAAGUUCUCCAUCAAUGAAAGAAAAAUCACAUGGCCGACCCAUUUUAACCAGACAAUACCUCUUGCUCUGUGCAAUGAUCAUUGCCCACCAGGUUCCAGAAAGAAAAGGAAGGAAGGGGAGCCAUUUUGUUGUUAUGAUUGCACUACUUGUCCAUCAAGAAAGUUUUCAAAUGAAAGAGAUAUGGAUGACUGCUUAGACUGUCCAGAAGAACAAUAUCCAAACAAGGAAAAAAAUAUCUGCAUUCCCAAGAAUCUAAAUUUCUUGUCUUAUAAUGAAACUUUAGGCAUCACUUUGACUUUUCUGUCUUUAUCAUUUUCUGUGACCACAGUGGUGGUACUUGGAAUUUUCAUAAAACAUCGGAAUACUCCCAUUGUCAAAGCUAACAACCGGAAUCUCACUUAUCUUCUCCUUGUUUCCCUCUUCCUCUGCUUCCUCUGUUCCUUGCUAUUCAUUGGUCAACCCCAAUUGCUGACCUGUCUUCUUCGCCAAAUUGCUUUUGGGAUCAUCUUCUCAGUUGCUGUUUCUUCAGUUUUGGCCAAAACCAUCACAGUGGUUCUAGCUUUUAUGGCCACUAAGCCAGGAUCAAAAAUGAAAAAAUGGGUGGGGAAAAGAUUUUCCAACUCUCUGAUUCUCUGUUGUUCCUGCAUUCAAGCAAGUAUUUGCAUACUGUGGCUGUGUACUAGCCCUCCCUUCCCAAAUCUGGACAUGCAUUCUCUUCCAGAAGAGAUUGUAGUCACAUGUAAUGAAGGAUCAGGCAACAUGUUCUAUUAUAUUUUAGGCUAUAUGGGAUUGCUGGCUCUUAUCAGUUACAUUGUGGCUUUCUUUGCUCGGAAGCUGCCAGACACUUUUAAUGAAGCCAAAUUUAUUGCUUUCAGCAUGCUGGUGUUCUGUAGCGUAUGGGUGUCUUUUGUCCCAACUUAUCUGAGCACCAAAGGAAAAUACAUGGUAGCUGUGGAGAUCUUCUCCAUCUUGGCUUCCAGUAUAGGAAUAUUGGGAUCUUUAUUUUUCCCUAAAUGUUACAUAAUUGUACUGAGGCCAGAACUCAAUACAAAGGAGCACUUAAAAACAAAAAAUUAA